UAUGUAUUAAACAACAUUUAGUGAUAACAUUGAAACGCCGUGUUUUUUAUUUUUCUUGUUGUUACUAAUAGUGUUAGGAUCAUGUUUAUUGCGAAAGUAUCAAUUGUUUUAUCACUAUUUCUUGAAAUAAAACGUAUUGAAGGCUUUCCCAAUAUAACUAAGGAUUAUGGAUUGGAUAUUUAUCAGUUCUUGAGAAAAUACAACUAUUCGACUGAAACUCAUUGGGUUCAGACUGAAGAUAACUACAUUUUACGGAUGCAACGUAUUACCAGAAGAAACGGCACAUUUUCAGAAAACCAAAAUAAACCAGCUGUGCUUCUGAUGCACGGAUUAUUGUGCAGCGCAAUGGACUUCGUUAAUAUGGGACCCAACAAAUCCUUGGGUUUAAUCCUAGCUGAUUCCGGCUUUGAUGUUUGGUUAGGGAACAACAGAGGAACAACAUGGUCAAGACAACAUACUACGUUAGAUCCUGACACAGAUGCCAAAUUUUGGGAUUUCAGCUACGAGACUUGUGGGUACUAUGAUUUACCUGCUAAAAUAGACUAUAUUCUCCAAAAAACAGGACAACAGAAGAUAUUUUAUGUGGGUCAUUCGCAAGGUACUACCCAAUUCUUUGCAAUGGCUGCCUUACGACCUGAAUAUAAUGAAAAAAUUGUAUUAAUGACGGCGUUAGCGCCUGUUGUUUACACCAAUCAUAUAUCAUCAUUGUUGUUCAGGACUUUUGCAAAGCACCUUAGCAUUUUUGAGUUAUUGUCUUAUGUAUUCAAUAUACAUGAAUUACUGCCGCAUUCACAAUUAGUGGCAGAUGUAUCAAUGAAAUUAUGUUCCGAUGGUUCGAGAUUUCAGGAAAUGUGCGCCAUUCUUUUAUUUGAAAUAAGUGGCUAUGAUUCUCCACAGCUCGACAGGUCGUUUCUACCGGUUAUUACAUCUAAUACGCCUGCAGGAAUUUCCAUAAAAAUGUUGGUGCAUUUCUUUCAAGGGAUCAAUUCUGGUCAAUUUCGAAGGUACGACUACGGUGCAUUAAAUAUAGCACAUUACAAAUCACUGGAACCACCUGAGUUUGAUAUUUCGGCAAUUACAGCACCGGUUGCCGUGUACUAUGCGGAAAAUGAUUACCUUACAGCUGCUCAGGACGUUGAGAGGUUCUCUGACGAAUUACCCAAUCUUGUAAAGAAGCGCCUCAUAGAAAAUAAAAAAUUCACCCACCUCGACUUUUUAUGGGCGAAGGAUGUGAACAAAAUCGUCAAUGCAGACGUUUUGGAACACAUGAAGCAAUACGUGAACCAAUCUAACAAAGCAAAUUCUGGCGUGAACGAGAAAUUUAUACCCAUUUUAAUUAUUUUAUUUAUACAUAUUAUUGGUUAUUUUUAAUAAAUAGUGCAUUAUACAAGUAUUGUUAAUGUACCCACUAAGAG
This is a messenger RNA of Phyllotreta striolata, 1415 nucleotides long. NCBI's taxonomy places the organism in Eukaryota, Metazoa, Arthropoda, Insecta, Coleoptera, Chrysomelidae. The record is from the annotation of a GenBank genome assembly.